Molecule: messenger RNA, 1200 nt
Organism: Brenthis ino (lesser marbled fritillary)
Lineage: Eukaryota; Metazoa; Arthropoda; Insecta; Lepidoptera; Nymphalidae
Source: the annotation of a GenBank genome assembly
AUGUCAUCGGAUCCUGCACCGCUGUCUAAGACAGCCAAAUACAAGAAAAUAACUAAGCCGCUACUUGAAAGGAAACGGCGCGCUCGCAUUAACCGGUGCCUGGACGAAUUAAAAGAUCUAAUGGUCGGCGCUUUAGAGAUCGAUGACGACAACCUGAGCAAGUUGGAGAAGGCAGAUAUCCUUGAAUUAACAGUUAAUCAUCUUACAAAGUUGCAUAGACCUAAGGAUCCGGUUUUGGAAGCUAAGAAGUUUCAAGCCGGGUUUGGGCAAUGCGCCGCGGAAGCAUGCAGAUUCAUUAUGUCCGUGCCAGACUUAGAUUCUAAAGUGAGCCAAAAUUUAAUAGGACAUUUAUCAAGAAUGAUAACUGUUCAACCUUUGACGAUUCAAGUGCCGGACAGACCCACUUUUUCUCCUCCCAUCUCACCGUCUUCCGUCGCCUCUGACAGACAUCACUAUUACAGCGACCAUGAAAGAUCUUCAUCUGAUGCCGAAGAUUCAGUUUACUCAGCCGAAAGUGCUUCCAAACAGUGGUCGUUCGUAAGAUCCAAUAGUAAACAAAGCGGGCCUAUGACCGGUCUUCUGACUACAGUUGACACACUUGUCUCACACCAUAAUUCCGAACAUGGAUCAAUGAAUGGGCAUCGAAAUGGAACUUAUUUCAACAAAGUGCCAGCGGAAGCCAAAGAUGUUAUUUUGCAAAAAAUCCGACAACAUAUCAUGGAUAAACGUGGAAAUGAAAACAAUCACUAUGAAGUAAACGUAAACACUGAAGCACCGAUAGAACCUAGAUAUAUACGAGACGAAGGAUACAGAAAUGAUGCCUCAUAUCAUUAUCCUACACAAAGUUACCCAAGCAGUAAUGACACCUUAGACCUACGAAAAGUUCGUUCACCGGCGAAAUCUUCAGCUGCUCUACCAUUAUCUCCAAAUAAUCAUAUCGAAAACAAAAGUCCUAGAAAACAAGAAUUACCUAAAGUCGAAAAGAAAGUUGAAAUUAGCGUAAAUGUUCCUGAACAACGCGAGAUUCCAAUGGAUUACAGCAACUUACCACCUAAAAAGAAAAGAAAACUAAUCGAGUAUCAAGAGUACAAAAAGCAAGAAGAAGCAAGACGGCAACUCGAUGCAUUUUAUGCCGAAAAAAAAGACCGAGAGGAACCUCCUACGGACCAUGAGAUUGAUGCAAAUAAGUGGCGUCCAUGG